AUGGCCCUGGGUUCUUUGGUGUUCUUUCUGUUUGCAGGGUGUAGUUUAGCACUGGAGAAUACAGAGAGCCAGACUUCGCCUCAAAGAUGUAAGGAGGAUACCAACACUUUCCUCUGGGAAAUUAACCAGGAGAGACCAAAGGAAUAUGCUGUACUCAUGUAUGAUGCAUUUGGAAAGAUGGGUAGCAAUGUUGAAGGAGGUAAUGUCAACCAGCCUGGCUCGCUGCAGCAGUGUCGCUCUGCCCACGGUCCCACCUUCUCUGGACAGUACUGCCAGGUGUUCCUUCGGCAGGAAACAGUCCAGUACUUUGUGGGUAUUUGUGUUCCUGACUCCUGUGGGGAAGAGGAUGUACAAAUGCUGGUGCUGUACGAGAAACUUCAGCUUGGUCAGACAUCUCUCAUUCCCCCUUUACCUUCCAUCCUGGUCAAUGAGUCCACUCAGGAGAUGAUCAUGAUCCAUUGUUUGUCCAACACCAUUGCCCCAGAUGCAUCAGAUGUCACCUGCUUGUUUGUGUGUUGUGUGAUGGUGGCGAUUCCUCUUGCGGCUACCUUGUUCACGGCUAUUUUAAGGUGGCAAAGGAACAGGGAGGUCAGUCCAUCUGUAGAGUCUUCCUGUUUAAACACUGGCCUCAACCUUUAUGGGACUCUGAAGACCAACGGCUCCUCUACCAGUGAAAUGAAUAGAAGCGCUUCAGAGGAAAAUAAUAGCACCAGCCACACACCGUGUUCUCCUCGAAGCUGUGUGAGCCGGUGCCUUCAGGCAUUUUCUCUACAGAAUACCAGCCAAGGUGUCCUGAGCACCUCCUCAUCCGUCCCAGAGGGAGGCUACUCCUCCCUGAAUGGCAUCCGUGUUCUCAGUCUGUUAUGGAUCAUAUGUGGCCACUCCGCACAGUUCUCUGUAAUAAACAACUUGGAUAACUACAAGAACUGGAAGAAAACAGUAGAAAGCAGCCCUCUAUAUGUGUUUGCCAUCAGUGGACCUGUUUUUCUGGCUGUAGACACCUUUUUACUGCUGGGAGGUCUACUUAGUGCCAGGUCUCUGUUAAGCACCAUUAGCAGGGCUGAAGACAAACUGAGCGCUAGUUUGGUGGCCAGCUACUUCUUCAAGAGGAUUAAAAGGAUUCAGCCACUUCAUCUGUUCAUUAUGUGUCUAACCAUUGGACUCAUCUCUUUGGUCCAGUGGGGACCCUACUGGUUCCCACUUAUGGAAACAAUGAUGGAUUGUAAGACAUACUGGUGGGCUAACGUACUAUUGAUUAGCAAUCUCCUCCCAGUCCAUGAGAUAUGUAUUCCUUGGACGUGGUACUUGUCUCUUGACUUCCAGUGUUAUGCCACCACUCCUCUGUUGCUCUAUUUUUACAGAUUGAACAGAGGUGUGUUUGCGGCUGUGGCAGGCGGCCUGCUGCUGAUGACCACCAUCACUGGGGUUAUUAUAACUGCACUCCUGCAGCUGCCAGUCUUUGAGCCAUCCACAAUGACAUCUUACAAUUAUGUCUUACAGUACUAUGUGAAACCCUACACAAGAUAUGGGCCAUUUUUAAUUGGGAUCUUGACUGGAAUAUACCUGAUGACAAAGAAAGAUCAGCUUUUAAAGGAGAAGUGGCAGGCAGCACUUGGUUGGUUCUGCUGUUUUUCUGUCAUGGCUGCGGUGGUUGGAUUGGCCUACGUCCUCAAGGAUACCCCACCUUAUCCAUCAGUGCCACAUGCCCUCUAUCAAGGACUGCACAGACCACUCUGGGCUCUCGCUGUGGCCUGGAUCAUACUGGCCUGUGAGGAGGGUUAUGGAGGUUUUAUCAAGAGCUUCUUGUCACUGGGUGUCUGGGUUCCACUUUCCAACAUUAGUUUUGCUUGCUAUCUGUCACAUCCUGUCUUCAUCAUCCUCUACAUUGGCUUGCAAGAGACCCCAAUCCACUACACAGACUCAAACUUCAUGUACCUGUUCCUUGGCCACCUGGUGCUGACGCUGGUGGUGAGCUACGUGUUGACUGUGCUGAUUGAGAAGCCAUACCUCCUCCUAAAAUGCAGCCGUACAUAGAUGCAAGCCUGAACACAACAGAAAACCUGUCCAGUUUUUAAACCCCCCAUUUCUAUAUCCUGUUUG
This is a messenger RNA of Toxotes jaculatrix (banded archerfish), 2100 nucleotides long. RefSeq names its product O-acyltransferase like (gene oacyl). Gene Ontology annotation, molecular function: acyltransferase activity, transferring groups other than amino-acyl groups. The transcript is spliced from 15 exons. Lineage: Eukaryota; Metazoa; Chordata; Actinopteri; Toxotidae. The record is from RefSeq and is a predicted model, not a curated record. The coding region runs from base 1 to 2034 and encodes 677 amino acids.